This is a messenger RNA of Lachancea dasiensis, 942 nucleotides long. Lineage: Eukaryota; Fungi; Ascomycota; Saccharomycetes; Saccharomycetales; Saccharomycetaceae. The record is from the annotation of a GenBank genome assembly.
AUGACCAACACUGAGAACCAAGUUGCCUCCGCUGAGCAAGACCUUCCUUCCAUCCCAUCUCUCGCGGAUAUCCUGCCUUCGUUCAGGCUCGACGGCCAUGUGACCAUCGUCACAGGCGGGUCUGGUGGCCUUGCACACACCCUUACACAAGCGUUGCUCGCGCAGGGCUCGGAAGUAGCCCUGCUGGACCUGAAUGUCGAGCGUCUUGAGUACACCGCUCGCGAGCUCCAGGAGUUUCUCAAGGCCAACAAGCUGCCCAAGCUCACGAUCUCGACGUGGCCAUGCGACAUAGGUGACGCGGCCAUUGUCGAUGAAGUGGUGCGCGCCAUCCCUCUCAAGCACAACGGCAUCUUGCCGGACAAGCUGGUGCACACUGCGGGGUACUGCCAGAACAUCCCCGCCAUGGACUACGAUGCGCGCCAGGCGGAACUGCUGGUGCGUGUGAACCUGAUGGGCUCGCUGUACGUGUGCCAAUCCAUGUCGCGCCAGCUGCUGCAAAAGUCGCAGAGACGUCGUUCCGUGUCGUCGGACUCCAGCGAGGCCGGCGAGGCUUUCCCACAGCUCACGAAUGUGUCGUACGUCCUUAUCGGGUCCAUGUCGGGAUGUAUCGUGAACAACCCACAACCCCAGGUGGCCUACAACAUGGCCAAGGCCGGUGUCAUCCACAUGGUCAAGUCCCUGGCGUGCGAGUGGGCUCGCUACGGGAUCCGCGUCAACUCCAUUUCCCCAGGCUACAUCGCCACCGCACUCACCAAGAAGGUGAUCUCUGGCUCCCCAGAGGGCGCAGCGCUGCAACAGGAAUGGACCUCGCGCGUGCCAAUGGGCCGCAUGGCCGACCCUCGCGAGUUCGUGGGCGCCAUGCUCUACCUGUUGAGCCCUUCUGCCUCUAGUUACACGACUGGUGAGAACCUGGUCGUCGACGGAGGCUACACCUGUUGGUAA